Molecule: messenger RNA, 1174 nt
Organism: Drosophila ficusphila
Lineage: Eukaryota; Metazoa; Arthropoda; Insecta; Diptera; Drosophilidae
Product: phenoloxidase-activating factor 3-like
Exons: 2
Coding region: 70-1173 (367 amino acids)
Biological process (GO): proteolysis
Molecular function (GO): serine-type endopeptidase activity
Source: RefSeq, a predicted model, not a curated record
UAUAGAGUUCUCCGCUUGGAAAAAGCGUCAGUUUCUGAUAAGCCAUUGCAUUGAUUUAAACAAACUGCUAUGGGUCUCCGAUCCGCUGCUUUAACCAUAUAUCUCUGUGGAGUUUUAUUAUCCAUCAGUUGGGCAAAGCCCAGGUUGCACUUUGGCAGUUGUCUUGGCUCAAAAAAGGGUCAGUGCCGACCCGUCGAGGAGUGCCAGGAGGAGGCGGGUUACAUCCAGGCCAAGGAUUCCUCGGAGUGCUUCGAAACGGUUUGCUGCCUAAAAAAGUUGACGUCGUACCCGCAAUCGGAGGAGUACUACUGCAACCACGAUCUGAGGCCCCACAUCUCCAAUGGGGAGACCACAGAAAUCGGGGAGUUUCCCUGGAUGGCCAUGUUGCUGUACGGAGAUCGCCUGGAGCCCAAAUGUGGCGGAUCCUUGGUGGGCAAAAAGUGGGUCCUGACCGCAGCUCAUUGUGUGCCUAUUAAGGAUCACGAGGAGGAGCUGCGCCGCGUUCGCCUUGGUGUGUGGGAUUACCGGCAGACGAAGGAUUGCCGGGGUCCGAAAUGCACGCCGCCUCCUCAGGACUUUGCCAUCGAGCAGGCAAUCGUUCACGAGCUGUACAAGCCGACCGAGACCGAGGGAACCUCCCUGCAGAGGCACUCCAACGACAUUGCCCUGCUGCUCCUCGGCCGGACGGUCACCUACUCGGAGUUCGUCCAGCCCAUCUGCCUGCCGCCGCUGUACAGCCCCUCCAGGCUCGGCGUCUAUGCGGACUACAGCCUGACCAUCGCCGGCUGGGGAGGCACCAGUGAGCUGUCGCUGGCCACCAGUCCGGUGAAGAUCAAGGCACAGGUGAACGGCUGGUCGCGGGACCAGUGCAGGCUGCUCUACGAGGACGUGGGUCUGGGUCAGAUGUGCGCCGGCGGCGGAUCAGCCAGGAAGGGCAGUUGCUUCGGCGAUUCCGGCGGUCCGGUGAUGGACGGCAACCAGUUGGUGGGCAUCGUCUCGCUCGGCGAGUCUAAGUGCGGAUCCGACCGGGGUCCCAUGGUCAUCACGCGGGUGGACUCCUACGUGGCCUGGUUGGAGCGCCACUUGCUCGGCCUGAACUCAAUCAAACCGAAAUCGAUUGCUGUCAAGCCUUCGCAUUUAUUCCAAAUUUUUGUAAAGAAUGUUUUUAGCUAAU